GAUUAUAUCAUGACAUUAAUUCUAGAUUUUCCUGCGCAAAUAUUGAACAUCAAUAAGAAUUGUACCAAAAUUAAUAAAUACAUGGUAAUGCUACCCAUCAUCUAAAAAAAAUAUUACGAUAAAAUAAAACUAAAUAUAUCUAUAUUUACUUCAAAAUCAAAUGAUUGGUCACUCACCGCAGUGAAAAACGUAGCAUUCACAGUAAGGCCUUUUGCGGAAAAUAUAUUUCUAUAAUGCAUUAAUUGUAGGGAAAAUAACUGCAACUGUAACGUUACAAAUCAAAAAGUUUUUUAAUACAUCAGAAUUAAAAGAUUCAAUUAUGAAUUAGAUAAAUUAACACAUUAAAAAUUGCAUUAAUAUACGUGUACAUUGAACAUAAUUAGAAAAAUAUGUAAAAUACGCAAACUAAAUUAUAAUUUUUAAAAUCUACCUCGUAUUUUAUUUGCUUAUCGCUGGCACUAUUAAGCACUUCAUGAACGGUAGUAAUGAUCUCUGCGGCUUGAUUCUUGCCAGUUUCACAACUCCAUACCAUCAACAAUACUUUUGUAAAGUAAUAUAUUAUAACUGCGAUAAGAUACCCGUAAUAAAAUUCUAUUUUUUGAACAUUUAUACCCACUUGUAUCUGCAUUAAGUAAUAGUAAAGGUUAAAAAUAAUUUGAGUGAAGGUGAUAAUCAUGGUAGAAAAAAGUUGCAAAUUGAAAACUAUUUUCAGCAUUUGCACUGUGUCACUAAUUAUCAUAUGUUGCUUUUUCACAGCAUUGAGCUUUAUCAAUAGAAGUAGGUUUCUCUGAUGAGUUUCUUUCAGAACAUAUGGCUCACGUUUUGCCAUGAUUUUUUGCAGAUUCGCUAGAUUGUCGUUAAUUUGCUUAAAACAAGCUUUUAAUACGCAAACACAAUUCAUGUAUAGCAUAUCCACUUCAAACACUAACAGAGAUAUGUAUAUUGCAAAAAUCUGGCGCAAGAUGCCAAAUUGCACCUUAGGAAAAUACAUCCAUCCUUGCAUGAUUAGAAAGAAGAAUCCAAAAAUAUCUUUUGCAUGGAUUAGUCUAGAUAGAUUUUGAUAUGAUUUCGGUGGCAGUAUCAAAGAGAGCUGCAGUAUAGUUUGAAGUAAACGCAUUCGUGGUCCACUCUGUAUGAAUGUGACAAUUGUUAUGAAACCGCCGAAAAUGUAGAAGCAGUUACGUUCGAGUUUCCUGGGUAUGUUUUUAAAUAAAAUGUUAUCAGUAACAUUAAUAUCAUAGAGAAUUAGUACUUCGAAAACGCAAAAGGCACAAAUAAUAAUGGUCGAAAGGAUAUAACAGAAUUUGCAUGUCUUGAUAAUUGAAGCGUUGAUUUUGUACGGAUGUAUUCCCAAAAAGCGAGAAAAAGUGAAGCAAGGAUACAUCAGUGAUUCAAAAUCUGUGGCACGAAAAAGCUGCCAUAUUUUCUCUUUUCUUAUACCUUUGAUUUCUUUAAACGUCGAUGACGAAUUGAACAUAUUUGCCGAAGUGGUAUAAGAAACAAUAAUCAUAUAUAAUUGCAAAUUAUUAUUAAAGGAAUUUUAAUAUUAUUAAUGUGAUUAAUAUCAAUACUAAUAUUUUCCAGUGUUUAUAACAAUUUUUUUCAGUUAUAAUUCUUUUGAUUUCUACAGCGAAUAAAUUGAUAAACUUCUCGCAAUCUAUCAAUAUUCGACAAGUUUACUUUGAAAACUAGUACAACUGACUCGUAAAACUAAUAUUUAAAAACUAUUAAACAGUUACAUCUCUUACAGCAUAACAAGAGUCAGGAAUAUGUAAAUUAUUUAAAAUAACUAUAGGUUUUUAUUAUCAUCUUCGGAACACGCAAAAAAUUAUCAUGAAAUUACUUAAAAUAGUAGUUUCAUGUCCAUAAUUUUACUAUCUAAAAUCUAGAUUAUACAUACGAAACAAAUUACCAUUAUCAAGAUUUCACAACUUUAAUUAGAAUAAAAAGUUACAAGUUUAGAUUAUAACAAAGAUUAUAAGCACAAUGCGCUGUUGUAAUGUUAGAAACGUAAAGACAAACUUUUAAUUUAAAUAAAAUGAAUAAUUUCUUUAUCACUAUAAUGUAUUUAAUAAAUUUAUUUAUAUUAUGAUUUGAGCAUUUAAGUAAUUAUAUUUUGUGUAUUUAAUAUUGCUGUUAGAUUUAUUAAAAGAUCUCCUUUUCUGCUAUAUGCUCACUGACAAUUUUUAUCGACAGUUGCUGCCUCAUGAUAUUUUUUGAACAUAUGUGAUAGUUAUGUUUUUAGCAGUAUUAAUAUUGUAAUCCUUAAUUUCUGAAAAAUAAAGGUGCUUCUUUUAAGUUUACUUCAAUAUUAGCAAUUUCUUUAUUCGAUAUCAGAUAUCUGUUCAUUAACUAUUCUAUCAUGACGUUAGUUCUAAAUUUUCCUUCACAAGAAUUGAACAUAAAUAGGAAUUGUACCAAAAGUAAUAAGUACGUAGUAAUACCACCCACCUAAAAACUUAAUACGACAAAGUAAAACUAAAUAUAUCUACUUACAAAAACAAAUAAUUAGUUACUUACCGCAGUAAGAAAGGUAGCAGCCAAUAAGUCCUUUUGCGGAAAACAUAUCUUUACCAUGCAUUAAUUACAGGGAAAAUAGCUGCAAACCCAUACUAUCAACAAUAUUUUUACAAUGUAAUAUAUUACAAAUGCAAUAUGAAAUUCAUAAUAAGCUUCCAUUUUUUGUCACCCACUUGUAUGUGCAUUAAGAAAUAAUGUUAAAAGUAAUUUAAGUGAAGGUAAAAGUUAUUGUAGAAAGAAGUUGCAAAGUGAAGAUUAUUUUCAGCAUCUGUACUGCGUCACUGAUUAUCAUAUGUUGCUUUUUUAGAGCUUUGAGCUUUAUUAAUAUAAUAAUGAUGAGUUCUCUUCAAAUGAUAUGGUUCACGGUCCGCUACGAAUUUUCGCAGAUUCACCAGAUUAUCGUUGAUUUGCUUGAAACAGGCUUUUAAUACACAAACACAAUUCACGUAUAAAGACGCCAAAUAGGUUAGAGACAAAAUACAUCGACCCUUGCACGAUCAGAAAGAAAAAUCCAAAAAUAUAGAUAGAUUCUGAUAAAUAUAGUUAAAAGAAAAAUAUAGAUAAAGAGAUCUUUCAAGUUUCCUGGGUAUGUUUUUAAAUGUUUUCAGUUACAUUAAUGUUAUAGAGAAAUGGUAGUUCGAAAACGCAAGAAAUACAAAUAAUAAUGGUUAAUACGAUAUAACAUGUUUGCAUGUCAUGAUAGUUGUAGCGUUGAUUUUGUAUGGAUGUAUUCCCAAAAACCGAAAAAAAAGUAAAGCAAGAAUAUAUAGGCGAUUCAAAAUCCAUGGCACAGAAGAUGCCAUAUAUUCUCUUUUCUUUUAUCUUUGAUUCUUUGAAAUUUUGAUAACGAUUCGAAUAUGUUCGUCAAAAUAUUAUGAGAACAAUAAUCUGAAUUUUAAAAUUAUAUAAUCAGGUAGACGUGAAUUAAAAAUGUUAUUAAUAUACUUUAGCAAUGUAUUGACAAAAAUUUGUCUUCUUAAGUGCAAUUUUUUAUGUUUUCACGGUGAAUGCAAGUUAACGUUAAUUUCUCGCAAUCUGUCUAUAGUUGAUAAAUUUAAUUUUUAAAAUAUUAACAUUUAUUGCGUUGUGAAAUAAGACUUACAACUUUGUUAGGUGUAAAGUAACUAACUACGACUUUUCUCUUAUUACCUCUAGAAUAUCCAAGAAGUAAAGCAAGAAGAUAUAUAAUUUUCAUAUCUAUAGUUUUACUUCGAUCAUCUACGAAACAAAUAAAUAUUAUCAAGAUCUUUGCACUAUUUAAAUUCGUAUGUACAUAUAGGUAAAUAAAAAAUUAUAAUAGAUAUUGCGCUAUUGUUAUAAAGUUAAAGACAAAAAAGAAAUUUUUCUUUAAAUAAAAUAAACAAGCUUUUAAUUAAUUUUGUAAAAAUCUUUCAUAACGUAACUGAUAAAAAACGACUUGAUAGUAAUUAAGUAAUUGCAUUUUUGCUAUUUAGUGUUGCUAUUGACUUUACUUGUUAAAGUAACAUUUACUUCCAAACUGCUGUAAUUAAGUAAUUAAUUUAAGAAUUUUUAUAAUAAAAAUUACGACAGAGUGGUAAUAAAGAUAAGAGAUAUAUUUAAAAUAAAAAGAUAAGAGAUAGAUUUUCCAAACAUAUAAUUGAAGGAAAAAGGAAACAUUAAUAUUACUUGGGGAAUUACUCGUCCACAUGAAUGUUGUCGAUAUUAUCUCUUUCAUGUUUGCGUACAUAAUUUGAUGGGUUGUCAGAACAAUUACACAUCAUUAUUUUACACAUUACGUUAUUGUAUCCCAGAGGUAUAGUUGUCGAUCGAAGAGCGCCAUGGUUACUUGACUCCUAACAAAGUGUCUUUUAAGACUUAUUUCUUUCAAGACGGCACUUGUCUCCAGUUUGAAAAUUAAAUUUGCUGGGUAAGAAUAACACUAGUCAUCCAAUUUACGUCUGCAACUGACAAGAGAUUGUGAGGUGUUUAUAUUUUCAAAACAUUUUGAUCAUGUUCGAUUUCUCAAAAUACCAAGAAGUCGAAUUGAAAAGAUGGAGGCCUUUUAAAGCCACGGACUUUCAAUCCUUGAUGUAUCCCUGCUUCAUCUGUUCUCACAUUCUUGGAAUAUUCCCAUACAAGAUCAAUGCUUCAACCUUCGAAAUGUCCAAAUUGCGCUAUAUUCUGUCAACCGUUGUUAUUUGUGUUGUCUGCGCUUGUGGUCUUAUGGUGUUCAGUGAUAUAAAUAUUUCUGGAGAGACCGAUUUUAAUCAUAUGUCCAUGACUUUUGAGAAUACUUGUUUCUAUAUACUCCACAGUUUUAUAAUAAUUAUCACAUGCAUCUUAAGCGGUCCACGAAUGCGUUUACUCCAGACUAUAAUGGAUGUCUCUUCAAAACUGCCUUUGGAUACAUAUAAGAAACUGUCAAAACUAAUUCACGCGAAAGACAUCUUCGGUUUUUUCUUUCAUCUCGUAAUAUUGAUGUUAUUUUACAACAAGUUUAUAUUUAAUCUUGUCGAGGAGUUAUACACAAUAUACGUUAGCUUAGUGGUAUUUCAAAUGGAUAUGCUAUACUUGAAUUGUGUUUGUAUAUUAACAGCUUGUUUCAAAAAUAUCAACAACAAUCUAGUGAAUCUUCAGGAGGCCGUGGUGAAGGAUGUGCCGCAUCUAUUCAGUCAGACAUAUCAAAGAAAUCUGUUUUUAUUAAUGGAAAUCAAAAUUCUGAAAAAACAACACCUAAUAAUUAGUGACACAGUGCAGAUGUUGAAUUUGGCAUUCAGUAUGCAGCUCUUCGCUACUAUGGUCAUAACUUUUUUCGAAAUAACUUUCACUUUGUAUUUUUACAUAUCGGAGUGGCCAGACUUCAUAAAAGGCCUGAAAGAUUUUCAGAAUUGGUCUUUCUUGUUGUAUGUAAUAAUAUAUCAAAUUCUAAAAAUAUUUCUAAUAGUGUGGGCCUGCGAGAUCGGCAAAAAUCGAGCUCUUGAAAUUGGUACUAAUAUUCACGUUGUGUCUAAUAGUAUUAAUGAUGAAAAAGUGAAAAACGAGCUGCAGCUAUUUUCUUUGCAAAUAUUGCAUUGCAAAAAUAUAUUUUCAACAAAAGGUUUUAAUAUAAAUGCGACCCUUGUCACUACGAUCAUAGGUAACAUUACUACGUAUGUCUUGAUUUUAAUACAGUUUCUGUUGAUGUUCAAUGACUGCAAUGGAAAGUCUACAAACUAUACAUAAAUAAAUUAAUUAAAGAAAGGGACGAUGCAAUAUUUUUGACCGGUACGACGUGAUUUGCAUGACGUAGCAAGCGUCACAAGCGUAUUAAGAAGUUGCAACUCGAGAUAUUGGCGUGUUAUUGGGGGCGACAACACGGAGGAGCCGUUUAUUCUGCAUUUAGAAAUAAAAGAGGGAAAAAGAAAGAGAGAACCGGGCGCUCGCGUAACGCGAAAGUAACGUUGAAUAUAAAAGCGGCAGUGAUCUUGCCAGAAGAUAUAUACACGAAUGGAGGACGAAGAUUUCGCGUGACUGGCAGCCGAGAGAAAAGCAGGUAGGAGGGAAGUUCUGGGCGGAACGCGCGGCAUCCCUUCGUGUCUUCUCAGUCGAAACGUCCUACGUGACGUCCUCGUUAAAAUAUAAUCGCCAGCGCCGUCGUGUCUAUAGAACUACAGGUCGCACCGAUUUCGCGCGACAGGUCGAUUCGGAACGGAAUGAAACCUGCUCCUCGAGUUACACAGCUGAACGGAUGGGCGCCAUUCGGAUUUAGCAUUGUAACGCGAGACGGAGAAUACGCUCGAGUUUUAGUAUUGUAAUAGUCGAGGCCAUUAGAUUCGGGACUUAAGAAUGGGCGUCCUGUCAGUUUAUUUCCGUCAUAAACCGAAGUAUCGGUAUUUUUACAACAAAGUAUUUAUUAGUAGAAUAAACCGCGCUAUAAACUUGAUAUCCGGUUCUCAGUAAACCCAACUCAUUUUCAAUAAAUGUAACAACGUGAUAUUGAAAAGUGGAGGAAAAAGGAAGAAAAGGGUGAACGGGAUAGUAGAGGAUAAAAUCUUUUUUGUAUAAUUAACUCCGAUUAGACCUUAACAAAAAAUUUUAUUAAAGCCUUACAAAAAGUUAAAGGUUAAUUUAAUUUUUGCCAAUAUAAAACCGUCUUCGUAUUUGUAGAAGAGUCUACAAUUGAAGUGCAAGUGACUUCUGAUGCAAUGUUUGUUAAACAGUAGAAGAUUAUAUGCUGGAAUAUAUACCACUUUGAUUUUGGAUAGUAUUUCUUAAAUAAAAGCUAAGACACAAAACUUCAGAAAUAUAAAUGUAAACGAAAAAGUGUAUUUCAUCAGAUAAUACAGCCGUUUUUAUAAUACUGUUUUAUGUCUUUUCAUAGUUUUACUGUUUUUGCGAUAUUUUUCCCUAACAAUAUUAAUUAUAGCAAUAAUGAAAUCAAGCGCUUCAAGAAUUUCAGGCGAAUUCGAUGUAAGAAAAAAUGUCUGUACAAUAUUGCGACGAAGAAAUAAGGUAAAAACAGAAGCAGGAAAAAGAAGGCGAAGGAAAAGGGACACCCAUAAAUAUAGUUUAGACAGACGGACAGAUAGAGUUGAGUCUGCAGUAUUUCUAAAUGUAGAGAUAGGUAAAACAAAAAAA
This is a messenger RNA of Monomorium pharaonis (pharaoh ant), 7098 nucleotides long. RefSeq lists its product as uncharacterized. Gene Ontology annotation, cellular component: membrane; neuronal cell body; axon. Bases 4492 to 5703 code for a protein of 403 amino acids. The transcript is spliced from 4 exons. The record is from RefSeq and is a predicted model, not a curated record. Gene Ontology annotation, biological process: sensory perception of taste. Lineage: Eukaryota; Metazoa; Arthropoda; Insecta; Hymenoptera; Formicidae.